UUAAGUGGGGCCCUACCCUGCCCUUGUUGCCUCAGUUUUCCCAUCUGUUGCAUGUGUGAGUCGGGCACCCAUUGGAACUACUUUUGCAGCCAGAGAAGGAAACCCGGCUGGAUUUGCCCAGGAGGGAGGCAGGGAAGUUGUUCCAGAGGAAGGUCAAGUUCUUCUUUGAGAUGAGAAUCCUCAGGUGUCUGGUUUGAGACCUCCGUAACACCCCUCCCAGGACGACGAAGCCCGGAGUGUGAAGCGUCUGGGAUCUCAUCCUAAACAAGGCAGCCAACCGAGUUCAAUACUUAGGCAUCCUGCAGGCGGCGCCUGCCGCCGCUCCUUGUUGCAGCCGGGACAGUCCGAAUACCUACAACUCCCGGCGUGCGGCGCGCGCCGAAGCUCCUUUACUGUCAUGGUGAAACAGGGGAGCUUGCCUCGUUGCCUUCUGGGAAAUGAAGUCUCGCUGUGAAGAGAGGCAGGGCUUUAAGUAGUAGGCGGAUCCGUAGCCAAUGAACAGACGCGGAUAGCUUUGAGUGCGGGGCUGAGAAACCAAUAGACAUGCGGUAUUGAGAAGGUGGGUUUUCCGGUAGUGAAGGCCUGGUGAACGGCUGCGCAAAAAAGGGCACUUCCUUUUGCGGGUGGCGGCGAGCGCGGAGAGAACGCCAUGAAGGCUUCUGGCACACUACGAGAGUACAAGGUGGUGGGUCGCUGCCUGCCUACCCCCAAAUGCCACACACCGCCCCUCUACCGCAUGCGAAUCUUUGCGCCUAAUCAUGUUGUUGCCAAGUCCCGCUUCUGGUACUUCGUGUCUCAGUUGAAGAAGAUGAAGAAGUCUUCAGGGGAGAUUGUCUACUGCGGGCAGGUGUUCGAGAAGUCCCCCCUGCGGGUGAAGAACUUCGGUAUCUGGCUGCGCUAUGACUCCAGGAGCGGCACCCACAACAUGUACCGGGAAUACCGGGACCUGACCACCGCAGGGGCCGUCACCCAGUGCUACAGAGACAUGGGCGCCCGGCACCGCGCCCGGGCCCACUCCAUCCAGAUCAUGAAAGUGGAGGAGAUCGCAGCCAGCAAGUGCCGCCGGCCGGCCGUCAAGCAGUUCCACGACUCCAAGAUCAAGUUCCCGCUGCCCCACCGCGUCCUGCGCCGUCAGCACAAGCCACGCUUCACCACCAAGAGGCCCAACACUUUCUUCUAGGUGUGGGGCCCUCGCCCGGGUGUGCCCCAAAUAAACUCAGGAACACCCCGGUG
Callithrix jacchus (white-tufted-ear marmoset) is the source of this 1233-nucleotide messenger RNA. NCBI's taxonomy places the organism in Eukaryota, Metazoa, Chordata, Mammalia, Primates, Cebidae. The record is from RefSeq and is a predicted model, not a curated record.